Acomys russatus (golden spiny mouse) is the source of this 3950-nucleotide messenger RNA. RefSeq names its product zinc finger MIZ-type containing 1 (gene Zmiz1). The transcript has 24 exons. Gene Ontology annotation, molecular function: zinc ion binding; SUMO ligase activity. The record is from RefSeq and is a predicted model, not a curated record. Gene Ontology annotation, biological process: protein sumoylation; regulation of transcription by RNA polymerase II. NCBI's taxonomy places the organism in Eukaryota, Metazoa, Chordata, Mammalia, Rodentia, Muridae. Bases 712 to 3927 code for a protein of 1071 amino acids.
ACUUACUGGUGUGAUGUCACGGCUUGAUCACAGCUGCAAAGAGAGACAGUGUCCACAGCAGGACUUGAGUGCAAGUCUCUCUAUAAGAAGGCUCUCUCCCGUUGCCCCCUUGGUGGCCCCUGCCCUGGGUCUACUUCUUAGGCCAGCCCCAGAAAGCAAUGGGAAAGCAUUUUCCUCUUUCUAGCCGUGGGUGGGAGGCUUUCUGUAUUGGGGAGAUAAAGAGCACUUUCAGGAUGAUUUUUAUCAGCCUGAGCAAGCCUGCUUGACUUACAGGAAGAAGGCCGCUCAAUUUGCAUUUGGAGAGAGAAGGGCAGCAGUGAACACUGGGUAGGUUUAUAAAUAAACAGUCUGCCGAGGGCAUUGUCUGUCCCCAGCCGGACAAUGCUGGACUCAUAUUGACACCACAGCCUGUUCUGCACGUCAGAGCUGCCCUUUGGACAGAAAGACCUGCUUGGGACUGUGCAAGAGACAGCACUGUGCUCAGACAGCAUAGAACCGACUCGGCACCCCCUUCACCACGGCCUACCUCUCCCAACAUUGCAACAGCCUUGAGUUGUGACCGACUGCCAGAGGCCUGGGCAGGAGGAUGGACCUUGAGUGAAGUGGAGGGGCUGUGAGCAGCUGACCAGCACAGGAACACUAGUGACUCUUGGCUCACUGAGGCUGGACCACGUUCAUGGCUCUCGGGUAGAACCUAGCGAACCGGCCAGAAUGAAUUCUAUGGAUAGGCACAUCCAGCAGACCAAUGACCGUCUGCAGUGCAUCAAGCAGCACUUACAGAACCCCGCCAACUUCCACAAUGCUGCUACAGAGCUCCUGGAUUGGUGUGGAGACCCUCGAGCCUUCCAGCGGCCCUUUGAGCAGAGCCUCAUGGGCUGCCUGACGGUUGUCAGCCGCGUGGCUGCCCAACAAGGGUUUGACCUGGACCUGGGCUACAGACUUUUGGCUGUGUGUGCUGCCAAUCGAGACAAGUUCACCCCCAAGUCUGCUGCCCUGCUGUCCUCCUGGUGUGAAGAACUUGGCCGUCUGCUGCUGCUCCGACAUCAGAAGAGCCGCCAGAACGACCCCCCUGGGAAACUCCCCAUGCAGCCCCCCCUCAACUCCCUGAGCUCCAUGAAACCCACUCUGUCGCACAGUGAUGGGUCAUUUCCUUAUGACUCUGUCCCGUGGCAGCAGAACACCAAUCAGCCUCCUGGCUCCCUCUCCGUGGUCACCACAGUGUGGGGAGUGACGAACACAUCCCAGAGUCAGGUCCUUGGGAACCCUAUGGCCAAUGCCAACAACCCUAUGAACCCAGGUGGCAACCCCAUGGCAUCGGGCAUGAGCACCAGCAACCCCGGCCUCAACUCCCCGCAGUUCGCAGGGCAGCAGCAGCAGUUCUCCACCAAAGCUGGCCCCGCACAGCCCUAUAUCCAGCCCAACAUGUAUGGCCGGCCCGGCUACCCUGGUAGCGGGGGCUUCGGAGCCAGUUACCCUGGGGGUCCUAGUGCCCCUGCAGGCAUGGGCAUCCCUCCACACACCCGACCUCCUGCUGAUUUCACCCAACCAGCUGCUGCUGCUGCAGCAGCUGCAGUAGCAGCAGCAGCCGCCACAGCCACAGCCACAGCCACAGCUACAGUGGCAGCCUUGCAAGAGACACAGAACAAGGAUAUAAACCAGUAUGGACCGGUGUGUUCCUCUUUCCAGAUGGGUCCCACCCAGGCGUAUAACAGCCAAUUCAUGAACCAACCCGGGCCUCGGGGGCCUGCCUCCAUGGGGGGCAGCAUGAACCCUGCCAGCAUGGCAGCUGGCAUGACACCUUCGGGGAUGAGCGGCCCUCCCAUGGGCAUGAACCAGCCCCGACCACCUGGCAUCAGCCCCUUUGGCGCACACGGGCAAAGGAUGCCCCAGCAGACCUACCCAGGCCCCCGGCCCCAGUCCCUCCCUAUUCAGAGCAUAAAGAGGCCAUACCCGGGAGAGCCCAACUAUGGAAACCAGCAAUAUGGACCAAACAGCCAGUUCCCCACCCAGCCAGGCCAGUACCCCACCCCUAACCCCCCAAGGCCACUCACAUCUCCCAACUACCCCGGACAAAGGAUGCCGAGCCAACCCAGCACCGGGCAGUACCCACCCCCCACAGUCAACAUGGGGCAGUAUUACAAGCCAGAACAGUUUAAUGGGCAGAACAACACCUUCUCUGGAGGCAGCUACAGCAGCUACAGCCAAGGGAGCGUCAACAGGCCUCCCAGGCCAGUUCCUGUGGCAAAUUACCCCCACUCACCCGUUCCAGGGAACCCAACGCCCCCCAUGACGCCUGGGAGUAGCAUACCUCCCUACCUGUCCCCCAGCCAAGAUGUCAAGCCACCUUUCCCACCUGACAUCAAGCCAAAUAUGAGCGCUCUGCCACCACCCCCAGCCAACCACAAUGAUGAGCUACGGCUCACGUUCCCCGUGAGGGAUGGCGUGGUUCUGGAGCCCUUCCGCCUGGAGCACAACCUGGCCGUCAGCAACCACGUGUUCCACCUGCGGCCCACGGUUCACCAGACGCUGAUGUGGAGGUCAGACUUGGAGCUGCAGUUCAAGUGCUACCACCACGAGGACCGGCAGAUGAACACCAACUGGCCAGCCUCAGUGCAGGUCAGCGUCAACGCCACACCCCUCACCAUCGAGCGAGGCGACAACAAGACCUCCCACAAGCCCCUGCACCUCAAGCAUGUAUGCCAGCCUGGACGCAACACCAUCCAGAUCACUGUCACCGCCUGCUGCUGUUCCCACCUCUUCGUGCUGCAGCUGGUACACCGGCCCUCCGUGCGCUCUGUGCUGCAGGGCCUCCUCAAGAAGCGCCUACUGCCCGCUGAGCACUGCAUCACGAAAAUCAAGCGGAAUUUCAGCAGUGUGGCUGCCUCCUCGGGCAACACGACUCUCAACGGGGAGGACGGUGUGGAGCAGACCGCCAUCAAGGUGUCUCUGAAGUGCCCCAUCACAUUCCGGCGCAUACAGCUGCCUGCUCGAGGCCAUGACUGCAAGCACGUGCAGUGCUUUGACCUGGAGUCAUACCUCCAACUGAAUUGCGAGCGAGGGACCUGGAGGUGUCCUGUGUGCAAUAAAACGGCUCUGCUCGAGGGUCUGGAGGUGGAUCAGUAUAUGUGGGGGAUCCUGAAUGCCAUCCAACACUCCGAGUUUGAAGAGGUCACCAUUGACCCCACGUGCAGUUGGCGGCCAGUGCCCAUCAAGUCAGACCUCCACAUCAAGGACGACCCUGAUGGCAUCCCCUCAAAGCGGUUCAAAACCAUGAGCCCCAGCCAGAUGAUUAUGCCCAAUGUCAUGGAGAUGAUUGCCGCUCUGGGCCCUGGCCCAUCACCCUACCCCCUCCCACCUCCUCCUGGGGGCACCGGUUCCAACGACUACAGCAGCCAAGGAAACAACUACCAGGGCCAUGGCAACUUUGACUUCCCCCAUGGGAAUCCCGGAGGGACAUCUAUGAAUGACUUCAUGCAUGGGCCCCCCCAGCUCUCCCACCCACCGGACAUGCCCAACAACAUGGCCGCCCUUGAGAAACCCCUCAGUCACCCCAUGCAGGAAACUAUGCCCCAUGCUGGCAGUUCUGACCAGCCCCAUCCCUCCAUACAACAAGGUUUGCACGUACCACACCCCAGCAGCCAGGCAGGGCCUCCAUUACAUCACAGUGGGGCUCCUCCUCCUUCCCAGCCUCCCCGGCAGCCGCCACAGGCCGCUCCCAGCAACCAUCCACACAGCGACCUGACCUUUAACCCCUCCUCAGCCUUAGAGGGUCAGGCCGGAGCACAGGGAGCAUCCGACAUGCCGGAACCUUCACUGGAUCUACUGCCGGAACUCACAAACCCCGAUGAGCUCCUGUCCUACCUGGACCCCCCCGACCUUCCAAGCAAUAGCAACGAUGACCUCCUGUCUCUCUUUGAGAACAACUGAAGGCCACCCUCCCCACUACGCCC